Messenger RNA from Candidozyma haemuli, 975 nucleotides. RefSeq lists its product as uncharacterized. Bases 1 to 975 code for a protein of 324 amino acids. The record is from RefSeq and is a predicted model, not a curated record. The transcript has 2 exons. Lineage: Eukaryota; Fungi; Ascomycota; Pichiomycetes; Serinales; Metschnikowiaceae.
AUGGCAGAUGAAACUCCUGCCUCUACCUCAGGAUCUCCUCCUCAGACAAACCUACCGAACCCAGAAACCGAAAACGACACGCUCUUAUCUCUUCAAACAGCCAAGGCAGAACUAGUCCAACAAAGAGAUACAUUGCUAGCGAAGAAAUCUGACCUUUCUGCUGCAAUUGAGCGUCUUCAGCUGACGUGGGAUAGUUACCAAACUCAAAGCAGACAAUACGAAACAAAGAAGAAACUUGAAUACUACCUUCAUCAGAACGACCAUGAACAGGAGAAACGGCUAGCUGCAGAGGAUGAAGUUGCGUCGUUUGUGCUAGAUAACAUGCAUGUGUUGCCAUCAUCAGAUUGGUCCAAAAGAAUGGAUCUCGUGGGGAGGUUUUACCCACACGUACGGAUUCAUCAUACUAUGCUGAAGAAUGUUCAUAACGAGCAAGAUCAACUAAUCACAGAGAUCCAAUUCAGGCUUCUGGCGCAUGGUCUACCGACAUUGCACGUUCUUCUAUAUGUACGUGAUGAGAAGGUCGUGAAGUUGGACAUUUUGCAGUCGAAGAAGGCUUCCAUUGUCCUCCACAAGAUAAGUCCUUCUUUUGGCCAAACCUUAGCAUUGAACUACCUUCCACAGGGGAAAGUAGACCUUUUGGUGUAUGGAUACCACUCUCUAGCGUCAAUGCAAGAGAAGAGGGUAUCUAUACUACUGAACCUUUUGCAUCAGUAUCCCACCAACCGUGUUCGGCCUGGAGCCGACUGGGAUACGGACCCAUUUGAUUCUUUACUGGCUUUGCCAUAUAUUGAGUUUGAAUUUGUCCAUUCUAAAACAUCUGAACCGUACCUGGUUAGAUUAUAUUGGCAUUUGGUACUUAACGAACACUCUAUGGGCCAGGUUGACUCUGAAUUAGAGUUUGCUACGAUUCAGAAGAAUAAUCAGACAGUACUUGAUGGUGCUAGCGCUGCGUUCCUUAAUCUUGUACCGGAUUGA